Messenger RNA from Lentinula edodes (shiitake mushroom), 1191 nucleotides. RefSeq names its product membrane bound O-acyl transferase family-domain-containing protein. Lineage: Eukaryota; Fungi; Basidiomycota; Agaricomycetes; Agaricales; Omphalotaceae. The record is from RefSeq and is a predicted model, not a curated record. Bases 1 to 1191 code for a protein of 396 amino acids. Gene Ontology annotation, biological process: lipid metabolic process. The transcript has a single exon.
AUGUCACAAGAGCUCUUAAAUCCGACACUGGAAUCAACACCUUCCUUUACCCUUCCACUCUUAUACCUGCUUUUUGCAAUUGGCUUGAGCUUUCGCUCCCGACUCCUCCGAGCUAGCUUUUCGGCCAUCAUACUUGCAAUCGCCUAUCGCACGGUCUUUUAUACGAGCACCAGCGAGGCUCCUAUGAACUACCUCUACGCCACAUGCUCCUUCUCCCUCUUUUUCAGCGCCCUCGACUUACUGGCUAUAACAGAUGCACAUGCAGAGUUUCGUCGUAAAGGUCAAGUCGAAUCUGCAUCAUCCAUGACUUUUUUCUCGCGAUUCAUGUGGUGUUGGAAAUUGAUAUUGACUCCGAGAGGAAUCGGGUGGACUCAUGAGCCAACAAACGUCAUUCCUCCGCGUCCUAAAUCCCAAUCUCGAAUCUCCUUCAUCAUUUCUCAGCUCCCCUCUACCAUCAUACUCAUCUUUGUCGCCGAUGCCUCAAAUCUCUUAUUGCGAAGUCACCCAGGAUUCCUUCCCGGCGGCCCAUCAAUUGCGGACGUGGGUCCUUUCAUGCGGUUUUUCAACGUGUUCUUGUUCGGCACCUCGAGCUUUUAUGCUCUUCAGCUGCAGUACAAGCUUCUCAGCAUUGUGGUGACCGCAGUCGGAUUAUCCCACCCAGAAAAUUGGCCGAAUCUAAUGGGUUUUUGGAGUGACGCGUACACGAUUCGUCGACUGUGGGGACGUACAUGGCAUCAAAUUAUGCGACGAUGGGUAUCCAGUGCUGGGAAUCUGGUGGCCCAAAGACUGCUUCGUCUUACCCCGGGAACCAAUCUGUCGGCGUAUACGAAGCUGUUCAUUGCGUUCUUGAUAUCUGGGAUCAUACAUCAAAUGGGUGAUUACUCUCUUCAACACAGAAACUUCUGGGCAGGCGGGAGUUUGACCUUCUUCCUGUUACAAGCUGCUGCUAUUAUGGUUGAAGAUGGAGGGAUAGCGCUUGGGAAGAAGGCUGGUAUCCAGGACGGGAAGUGGAUUCGACUACUCGGAUAUGUGUGGACUGCGAGCUGGUUCGCACUCUGCCUUCCAAUAUGGAUUGAUCCGUACUUCCACGACGGUAUGGCUAGCGGCAAGCUUUUCAGUCCAAUUGGUGGGUUAUGGAAGGGCGAUUGGACAGGUUCUUCCAUAAAGAUAUCCCUUCCGCUGAAUUACUAG